AUGGCUGUCUUCCGUCCCGCUCUUCUCUCCGCCUCCCUCGGCCGAGCAUGGCUCCACGACUUCACAAAAAAAGCCCAGCAAGCAGCCGAGGCUGGCUUUGAAGGAAUCGAGAUCUUCUACGAGGACCUAGAGUAUCAGGCUAAGCAGCUCAGCAACAUCAAAGCCCCAACCAUCGAUCAUCUCCUUGCUGCAGCUUUACACAUGCGCAAGGUCGUAGACGGCCUCAACCUCCAAGUCAUCGGCCUCCAGCCCUUUCUCUUCUACGAGGGUCUGGUCGAUCGUGAGCAGCACGCCCGGCUCAUCGAGAAAGCCAAGCUGUGGUUUAAGAUCGCCGCGCUCCUUGGGACAAACACCAUCCAGAUCCCGGCCAAUUUCCUACCUGCCGACAAGUUGACGGGGGACAUGGACGUCAUUGUAGCAGACAUGCUAGAGCUCGCAGACAUGGGGCUGAAAGAGGAUCCACCCAUUCGCUUUGCCUACGAGAGUCUUUGCUGGAGCACGCAUAUCGACACGUGGGAGAAGUCAUGGGAGGUGGUCAAACAAGUCGAUAGGCCAAACUUUGGUCUUUGCCUCGACACGUUCAAUAUCGCCGGUCGGGUGUGGGCUGAUCCGGCGUCUCCGACUGGCAAGACGCCCAAUGCAGACGCGGACUUGAAGGAGUCUCUGGAUAGGCUCCUCCGAGACGUUGAUCUCGAAAAGGUGUUUUACAUCCAGGUUGUUGACGCGGAAAAGAUGGACUCCCCACUUGUGAAAGGACACCCGUUCCAUGUGGAGGGCAACCCGCCGAGGAUGAACUGGUCGAGGAACGCCAGAGCGUACAUCUACGAGACUGACCGGGGGGCGUAUUUACCUGUUGAAGAUAUCGCGCGGGUGCUCAUUGGGGGGCUGGGAUACAAGGGAUUUGUCUCGAUGGAGCUCUUCUCGAGGACCAUGGCUGAGGAGGGAGAGGAUGUGCCGAGGCAGCAUGCUCAGAGGGGGAUUGCAGCGUGGAAGAAGUUGGCUGAGCGUCUGAACCUGAACUAG
Molecule: messenger RNA, 1023 nt
Organism: Fusarium falciforme
Lineage: Eukaryota; Fungi; Ascomycota; Sordariomycetes; Hypocreales; Nectriaceae
Product: AP-endonuc-2 domain-containing protein
Exons: 1
Coding region: 1-1023 (340 amino acids)
Source: RefSeq, a predicted model, not a curated record